AUGUGGCAAUGGGAUCGAGAAGUCUCGGCAGCAUUGCUGGAGGCUCUAGCCUGGCAACCAAACUCGAGUAGACUGAAAAGGCCGGGAGCUGAUUGUAGAAGCAGGAACACCAGAACCAUGAAGGCACAUCGUAGCUGCUCCAUUGCAUGUUGGCAUUGCAAGACGUGUCAUGAAGAAAUUGUAGAGUACAUCCAUACAGAUACUUGUGCCGCCACUAGUCUCAACUCGAAGAAGGGCAAGGUUUACAACGAGAACCAAUCCGACAACCAAAAAGACGAGCGGUACGGGUACGUUAUGAUGAAAGGACCAGAAUAUACAGAGAAGCCGCAAAUCAUCUCCUCGGGACGAAAUGUCGACCUGACACUCUAUCUCCACCAUGCAAAAUGGUGCUUUGAGCAUUUCUUACGAUGCCCAAACUGGAGAACCUGUAGUCUGGACUGA
Seminavis robusta is the source of this 441-nucleotide messenger RNA. The record is from the annotation of a GenBank genome assembly. Lineage: Eukaryota; Bacillariophyta; Bacillariophyceae; Naviculales; Naviculaceae.